AGUUGGUAAUAAGGGCGAGGCUUAUUUUGGUCGGUUCCUGCCCGUGAAUCAGCUCUCUGAUUCCCCGUAGCGAUCGGUCCGAGCGCUACAAUUGUCAGUUCGGUUCGUGUGCCGCUUUUUGAGGUUUGUUUUCGGCUCCAUGUUGAAGUUUUUUUCCUGUCAGACUCCCGUAGCCGUGGACUCUCUCUGCACACAGAUACAGUGCACACGCAGACUCACACGCAGAGCUCUCGCCUGAUUUGCACCAGCGCGGGUCAUUUCAGGUUAAACCCUGGCGCUGCGUCCCGCACAGUUUAGCCGACAGAGAUCGACACUGGUUCCAGUUGAGGAGGAAUGCACAGACACUGGGACUCCAAAUUAUAAACGGAUACGAGCUUCGUCUUGCAUAUGCGGUGUUUCUCUGGGGGAGCUCAGCGGCUCCUCAGCGCUGCCUGGAGUCAGACUUCACCACUUCCUCUGCUAGGUAUGUUCCCAGAUGUCUGAGGAGGCUCUGAGGAUGACGUCUCGGCCCUGAACCCCUCCAGUAUGUCAGAGCCAGCAGAAAAAUGCUCCCCCCGCUGGAAAGAUGACGCUUUUCAGAAUGGGUACAUUCCAAGUUACCUGGACAAGGAUGAGCUUUGCGUAGUGUGCGGGGACAAAGCCACAGGCUAUCACUAUCGCUGCAUUACCUGCGAAGGUUGCAAGGGUUUCUUCAGGCGGACAAUCCAGAAGAAUCUCAACCCAACCUAUGCCUGUAAGUACGAGGGGAAAUGUGUCAUCGACAAAGUGACCAGAAACCAGUGCCAGGAAUGUCGCUUCAAGAAGUGCAUUGCAGUGGGGAUGGCAACCGAUUUGGUGUUGGACAACAACAAGAGGCUGGCCAAGCGGAAGCUAAUCGAGGAGAACCGGGAGCGCCGUCGUCGGGAGGAGCUUCAGAAGACGGUGUGGGACCGACUGGAGCCCACCCAGGAGGAGUGGGACCUCAUUCGUAUGGUGACUGAGGCCCAUAUGUCCACGAACGCGCAGGGCAACCACUGGAAGCAGAAGCGGAAAUUCCUGAGUGCAGCGGGGGUGAAGGAAACUAAGCCAGAGGAUAUUGGUCAAGCGUCGAUGGUCAAUGCACCAGAAGGAAACAAAGUGGAUAUAGAAGCCUUCAGUCAGUUUACAAAAAUUAUCACCCCUGCCAUAACCCGAGUGGUGGACUUUGCCAAAAAACUGCCUAUGUUUUGUGAGCUGCCUUGUGAGGAUCAGAUCAUCCUGUUGAAAGGCUGCUGCAUGGAGAUCAUGUCACUGCGAGCGGCCGUCCGCUAUGAUCCCGAGAGUGAGACCCUCACGCUAAAUGGAGAGAUGGCGGUCACACGAGGACAGCUUAAGAACGGAGGCCUGGGAGUGGUCUCGGACGCUAUCUUCGACCUCGGUGUGUCGCUGUCUUCUUUUAACCUGGAUGACUCUGAGGUGGCUCUUCUUCAAGCCGUCAUCCUGCUUUCGUCUGAUCGGCCGGGCCUGAGUAGCGUGGAACGAAUCGAACGCUGCCAAGAGGAGUUCCUGCUGGCCUUUGAACAUUACAUCAACUACCGCAAACACAAAGUGGCGCAUUUCUGGCCCAAGCUGCUAAUGAAGGUGACGGACCUGCGGAUGAUUGGCGCCUGCCACGCCAGCCGAUUCCUCCACAUGAAAGUGGAGUGUCCCACCGAGCUAUUCCCUCCGCUCUUCCUGGAGGUCUUCGAGGACUGACCAAUGGAUUUUAGCGUAUGUGUGUUAGCGUGCAUGUAUGUGUGUGGAUGUGUGUGUGCGCAUGCGUCAGCGCCCGGGAACCCUGGCGGUCUCGGGUGGAACCAGCAGAAGGCCCGUCACAAUGAACUUUCUCUUAGCACUACUGAGUGUCACUUCAUUCCAUAGUUAGAGUAGCUCUCUGGUCUAGUUUUGUAUGGAACCAUUCCUGACAGUGCGGGUACAUGUGAAUAGCAUUUUGUUCUUUUUUUUUUUUUUUUUUUUUUUUUUUUUUUUUUUUGGUUUGUUUUGUUGUUGAUAUUGUUGUGGAUAUAACCUCUCACCUCGGAUUUUACUCUAGGUUUUUAUUUUUGUGUUGAUGAUUGUACAGUUGGCAUAAUGGUGAUUUUAUCAACACUUGUUCAUUCAUAGAAAACAGAUGUCCUAUUUUCCUUCCUUUACGUUCAAAGACUUAAACUGGCUGCUCACUCGAUGCACAAACUUGUUAGCAAACCGUUAGCCUUUCCUCCCAACCGCUCAACAUUUUUGGACUUGUUUGUUGGUUAACUGUCAUGUAGUUGCUCAUUCAUCCGGUGUUUGUUCGGUUUCUCACGAUAACAGCAGCGCUCACAAUGUACCAGCCUGAGUCUCUGGGUAGUCACAUGAAAUGCUGCGUUCUUUGCAUGACUGAAAAUCUGAAUUUAGCUACAAAAAGCCAAACACUGAGCUGUAACUGGGUCAAAUCUUCGGGUCAACAUCACUUCUCAGAGGUCCUGUUACUUGAUGUCACGUCGACAUGGAAGAAAAACAAACACUAAACAAAAACACUGUUGGACUCAUUAAACUCAUCUACAAUCCAAAAAAAAUCACACAUUUUCAGUGAAGUUUGACUGAAAUUCAGCUCAGUAUUUCUCUUUGUUGUUGCUAAGUGUUAAAACUAUUAAAGAAGAUUUUUGCGGUUCCACUUUGGUUCAUAUUAAGGCCAUGGAAGAUGAAAAAAACUAUAAAUUACUGCAUUUUAAUGCGAUAUAUUCUUUUAGAGUUCAUAUUUAUGAUAAUAUGCAAGCUCCUUUUGGCAGGAGCCUUCAAAUAAUGAAUGUAAAGAACAUUUACUUGACACCAAAGUAAAGUGACUGUAUGAAAAUGUGCUUUCUUUUCCCUCAACAUGAAAAAAAUGACAUUGAGCCUCAUCCUUUAAAGAAACAUUCUCUUCAAACCCAUUAACACAAUUUUCAAGAAGAUUUUGACUUUCUCUAAAGUCUCUUAAUUCUUCUUAGCUAAUAACAAAAUCAAAAAACACAAGAGCAGUGGUUCUCAACUGGUGGACAGGGACCCAAAAAAGGGUCACAGAGCUUUUUUCGUUUAGUUGUGAAUGCCUGCCUUGUUCAAGAAAUGAGGCAAAAUGUGCCUGAUGUGUGGAAGCCCUUCUUUCACUCAUUUUGUUCCCAUGAUGAUAAGAACAUUUCUGUAAUUUUUUUUCAAGAUCUCUAUUUGUUUGGCUCCUUUUUUUUGAACAAUCACACUUUUUGGCAUAUAUUAAUUUGUCUUUGCACUUUUAAACAUGUUAUUUUUGUUCUGUCUCUUUGUUUAGAAAAUCAAACAUCCAACCACAUCAUUUUCUUUUAUUAAAAAAGUUUAAGGGGAACUUAGGGAUGCAAUUUACUUUUUUUUAAGAGGAAAUAUGGGAUGAGGAAGGAGGGGCAUUCAUACACCAACAGCACCAGUGUCAGUGACUAAAUGAGCACCUGCUCUCUUAAAAGAGCUAUUCCAGACACUCGUGAGUCGCAGUUUUCUCAUGUAGGAGCUGGUAUUGGGUCCUUUGACUAGACCAGGUUGAGAUCCAUUGCACCAGAGAGCACUCUUGUAUGCAUUUAAGUGCUGACAUGUAGGUAAAAUGACUCAUUUUGCAGUUUUUAGCAUUCAGAUAUAAUAAAUAAAGAAGGACAUUGUGAUAAAUUGACUUUAAAUUCAAUAUUACUUUCAUGUUAUUAGGAAAAAUGCAUGAAUACAUGACUUAAAGGAAGUCAAAUUUUAAUUUUACUAUGCAGUGUUGCAAUGCAACAUUGCAAUAUCCUCUCGAAUGCCUUAUAAUUUAGUCAUUUAAUAGUUUUCAAGUUGUAGCUGAUCUGAUUACCAAUCAAAUCCAAAAUCAGUGUCCCUUAGAUGUGUCUCAAUGAUGGCAGAAAGAAAUAAAGGAAAAUGCAUAAAAUAUCAGACAGGCAGUUGAUCAGGCUCUGUUUUGAUGUUUUCCAUCGUGAGGUUUCCAAGCAAAUGUAUAACAAAAUUUAAAGCAGUUUUUAAGCAUUCUAAUUAACAUCUUGAGACCCAAGCAUUCAUUUGUUAUGCAUUUUUAAUAUCUUAUAUUUAUUUGAACUAGGUAGGACCUGAUAAAUAUAAUAACUAAGCAUUGUACCUCAACAACAAGUAAAAUAUUAAUGUUCUUAUAUGAGGACAGUGGGCCUAUAUUACUGUAUAAAGACAGCAUUGUGUAACUCAGUAUGGACAUUCUGCUAAACCUGAGCAAAACAGAAUUGGAAAUAUCCUAUAAGAAAGAGAAGUGUUUAAUUCCUUAAAUGUAUAAAACAGAUCUUCUCUUGGUACAUAAAUCUGCCUUGGAAUUGUAUCCCAUACAAAUAAAAACCAACAUAGACUAAUUUGUACCACAUGCAAUAAGCAUUUAUACUCACUUUUACUUGUUGUUUUCUAUCCAAAAUCUGCCCAAGCUAUAUUAAAAUAUUUUUUACACCUGUAAAAAGUCCCAGUGUCUUCAUAUGAGUUUUUGUAGUUUAGCAGAGUUGCAGCUUGUUACUGGUGACAAAACUUUUCAAAUUUGCAUGCCAUGUCAAACUACAAACACUAGCAGGCAUAAAUAAAAUCGGAAGAGUUUUCUACCUUGAAAAGUUUUGUGUCGCCAGUGGCUGUAUAGCAUUUUGGUUAGAAUGGCGGCCAUCUUGAAUGGACACUGAUAAUUGUUAUGUGCUUUUGUGAACACAAGAUGGCAGACGGAGAGUCUGCUAAUAGGGCUAACGAGUAUACUUUCUGCAAAAUUAAGAGUGAUGGUGCAGGGAACCCAAAAUGUCCUCAUAUGAAGGUGCUGGGACCUGUAAGGUUGGAAUUGUACAUGAAUCUGUUGGAUGGAAACUCCACUUAUGACUUGACACAAACUGCUUUAAAAAUACCCAUUGAAAUUUUGCUAUUUUUAUCACAUAUGUGAUAAACCUUACAUUGUCAACAGAGCCUCUAAAAAUAUAUUAAUAAUUUAAGUCGUUGUAGAAUGAAAAACUAUUGGCAACUAAAGAGCAAAACCACUAUCAUCCUGUUUUUUUUCCGCUGCCUUUAUUCUUAAGAAAAUCAAAUAUCUGUAAUUUAAAAGGAUUGAUGUGGUGCAAACUUUAAGAAAAAGAUUGUAUCUUUACCUUAGGGGCCUAUAUACAACUAAAUAAAUAUUUGUUCACAUUCUCCAAACAAAAACUUAAGAAUCAGCAGAUUUAUUGUUGAGAUUGUUACUGUAUGUGCUUUAAACUGGCAUGUAUUUUAUAUGCUUUUGUGUCAGUAAAACAAUAUUUAAGCAAAGUCAGGAGUAAAAAUUGUCACAUUUCGAUAAGAUUUAAGGAAAUGCUUGAUGGCAUGAGACUUAUCUGUUCCUUAAAGAAAACAUGUGGAAAAAGGCUCACCAUGCAGUCAGAAAAGAGGGAUCUGAUUUUAAAUUUACAUCAGGAACAUCAAACACUUUAUCUCCAGUUCUAGUUUAAUUUAAGCAAAGAUAAAUUUGCAUGUGAUAGCUUAAUAUGAAACAGUAUUUUUGAGAAUUAAUGCAGUAUUAUUAAAGAUAAUAAUGACAUACCAAGAUUAAAAAUCUCUCUGAUCAACUCUUGACAGGAUCUUGGGUUUUAAGAGAAGUCCUGCAAAUUUUUCUUCUUCCAUGGCUCUAAUUUUCUGGUGCAUUAAAAAUAAUUCCUUGGUUGUAUUUUUAAUACUAGGGCCAGUUAAACACGCUAAGGCUGUAAAUCAAACUCGUGCUGAGGGUUUAUAUCUCCAACAUGGAAGGAACGCAGCAGCAGCUUCAACACAAGCGUGUUUAUUGCUGCCAGAGACCGGCCAGGACAAACUAAAGCACAUAAAGACACUGAUGUCAGGAAACGACAAUCAUAUAGUACUCGUGUGUUGUGUAACAAUGCCACAUGCUGUGCCAAAACCAAGUGAAUGAGGCCCUCCUUCUGGUGUCCCUGCUGGGCUUUCAUAGCGAUACCAAGACUUGAUUGAUUUAUGCUAGUUAGUGCAUGCAGCUCUCAGCAGCCCUCUGACUCGUGCUCUCGUCCACGUUAGCAGCUCCUACCACAGUCUGAACGUGUGGCCUCACUCGUCCCACACAAGAUGAUUUCAACCUUUUUGUUCCUGUUUGUUUGUUUGUUUGUUUGUUUGUUUGUUUGUUUUAUCUCCCUGGAAACGUGUCUGUCUGUCUGUUGAAACAGUGACGUCAUGGUGCUAUGGUGGGUUUGGGAAACAGCCGAUUGAACUGUACUGUGAUGUUACACACAGAAGAAGAACAUUAUCUGUUGUAUAACAGCCCACCACCCUCUAAUGAUGGCAUGCAUAUACACUAACACACAAACAUGCACAUACACAGAACAUACCUGUACACAUACUGUACACAUGCAAUGUACGCAUGUACCUGGAUCAGAUAUGGGUCAGACCCCACCACUGUGACCAACUGGUGGGAUUUGGAGGCCACGUGAACACUGGCCGCUCCAAAAAAAAAAAAAAGAAAAAACAGUAUAAUUGAUCAUCAGCUAGGUACACUGAGGCCAUGUUUUCACGAGAAGCAGCCACUGAAAAUGGGAUCGGUUUUUGUUUUCAAAAAAGAUCUUCAUUCAGAUAACAUUUUGACAAAAAAAACUGCUUUAGUAUUCAAGCCAAGCAAAUAGUUGGCACUGUCACCUUGUUUUGAAACAACACUCAUGCUCACAUCCUCCUCCUCCAACAGAGCGGUGAGAUGUAAACUCACAAAACCACAAUAAUGUGUGGCCAAACGACAGUGUUGGGGGUAAGGCUUACCAAGGUAAUCCGUUAGAGAACUCAGGCCUGCUCACAGAAAUAUUGGGGCCCCUGAAAGGCACAGUAAAUGGGCCCUUCUCAGAUUCUAUUUAACAUACAAAUUGGAUCUGAAGGGGUAGAACUCACCCUAUGAUCAAUAUUUACCUCCUGGGCCUGCUCCUACUGACUUUGGAGCAGACUGAAAAACAAAAAUUGUUGCAGGUCUUAGCACGGCUAUUCGGAGUGACAUUACUGUCUUUGUCCAAUGGGCCCAUCUGCUGUGUUAAUAUUACAAACAUAAAGGUUCAAACGUUUUUACAAAGAGGGGGUUUACAUUUUAAACAGGCAACAAUAAAUAAAAAAUGUAUUUUUAUGCUUUAAUGGGUAAAAAGAGGUUUUAAGUAGGGGUGUACCUCGGUUUGGGGGUCACGGUUUUGUUCAUGAAAAAGCAGCCUGGGGUGUUUUAAAUAUGAGACAAUAAAAGGAAAACAAAAAAUGCAAAAUAAAAGCAACACAAAAUACAAGAAUGCAAAUCAAAAUACGUCCAAUAUAGAGCAAUGCAUCGUAUUUCAUGAAACUGUAACAUAGUUGUUAGGAAAUAGCUGAUGCAGUGGUUACUUGUUCAAAUCAUGGCUCCUGUCUAUCAAUGAAGGACAAACUAGCUUAUGUAAAUGCAGAAUGGGACAUUGUAAUGGAGCCUGAGCAGCGCACUUAAAUACAUGCUUGUUUUCUAUUUCUAAAUAUCGACAUAUAUUCUUCAAAAUGUUUCAACACUAGUAAUGUCUUUAUCCAUCUCUGAGAGAGAGAGAGAGGAAGUUGGCGGGUCUUGUAGCUCUGCUGCUUUAUCAACUGAAUCUAUUUUUUCUUCUUUGUGUGUUUUGUCAUGCCUGCUUCUUCUUCUUUGUUUGUUGUUAGCAGUUAGAAAACAGUUACAAGCAUUACGUCCUCCUAGAUUGGCUUAAAAAUACUGCUAUGCAUGGUCACUUUUACUCUUCAUUCAGGCGUAUUUAGCCAUGACUACGUGCACCAGACUGUGACCCCAAAACUGUGAUGGCUCAGGAAAAAUAAAAAAAUACCAUUACAACACUCGUUUUUAGGCUUAAAAUAAAAGGCAUUCAUUUCUGAUGGACCAUAUCUUUGCCUACCUCGAUGGGCCCCUCCAUCACUCUGGUCUCCAGAAAGCUUACCCCUCUUAUAGUUAGCCUUGGUCAUGAGUAACAUAAUUAAUUAGUAUUGCAAUUCUAGUAAUUGGUUAUUAGCUACUUUAUCAAGAAAAUAAAACCUUGCUUUUUCCUUCUCCUUUGUGGCCACACAAAGAAAGAAAUAAAGGAUAUCCCUGACGCAUUGGCACAUAGCUACAUGACGAAAAGUCUGAAUACACACAUCCAAUUGAAGGUGCUCCUCAUCAGACUGUCUGAUGAAGAGCAACAGUGCUCUUGGUGCAAUUGCACUACUUUGGUGCAAUUAAUCAUUUGGACUUUUGAGCCUGCAGUGUGCACGGUGUUUUCUCAUUUGCUCCAUGUAGCUGCAUGCCAGCAGAAGUUGAACACAACGGGCAGAAAGGGCAGCAUUUCUUGGUGAAAUUUGUCUGCUUAAUGUUAGUUUUUUGGCCAAAGGGUCAAGAACAGCAACAUAUUGAAAUGCAAUGUCAGAAGCUUAUGUUGAAGUGUAGUGUUUUCUUGGAGGCAUACAGUAGCUUAUAAUGCACAGCCUGUGCGUAAUACAGCAUACCAACUUCAUUGUCAGAUUGUAGGCAUAUUAAAGAGCUAUGUGGGUUUUUUAUUUCUAUUAGUGAUGUUAUCAGGCUGCAGUUACACAAUAUGGGCUGUAAACAAGGCUUAAGUAUGGCAGUACAGAUGGCUACAUGCUUGUUUAAUAACCAAGAGGUAGAAUGAGCAGUUUAAUUUUUGGUAGCACAAGAGUACUCUAAUGGGUUACCUUUCUCAGUAGGUUAUAAUAUAAUGUAACAAGUUACUUUAAAGUUAUAUUACCCAACACUGAUGAAAAUGAGAUGGGUCUGCUACUCAAGUGAGUUUAUGCUACAAAGUAAAUAUUAAGAAAUAUCUACUGGGAGUGAGCAGCACAAACAGAACUCAUAAGUCUGCCAUUGCUGUUGCAGUUCACCUCCCUAAAGGCUGUUAACAAGAACAGUGAAGAGCAAGUGCAUUAAGUCUCAAUUUAAAGGAACUGCAGAUUGGCUAUUUUGUUUACAUUCUAUUGAACCCCAAAAUUUGCCUUUUCAGGCUCCUUAAACAUCAUUGUCAUGUAAACAAAUGCAGCUAAAAGUUUCCCAUUUUCAGCUGAAAUCAUCAUGUAAACGUGGCCUAAGAAAGCUGGUGAGAUUGUGAAAACGUAGCUCUCUUUCCUUCCUUUUAUUUUAGCUGGUAUGUUCUCUCUCUUUUUUGUUGUUGUUCUGAAAGCCUCUCUAUGGUAUCGUUGUUUGCAAUGUGACAGAAAUUUGCUUUGUAUAUCUCGCUUUUUCAAGCUUCACACUACUCCUCAAAAAAAAAAAGAAACAGCUUGUGUUUUAUUUCUUUCUCUCUUAUCUGUGAAGUGAUGCCUUUUUAUCAAAGCAAUAGACUUGCUGCAGUGUUUGAAUGACCCGGACCUCUCACACACACACCUCACAAACUGUACAGACUCAAAAUAAAUGCACAGACAAUCAGAGGGAGAGAGAUGGAUGAGGGGGGAGGGCACCCAGGCUCGGACGGUCCGGUGGACACGUGCAGCUGGGCCGGGCUGAGCCAGAGCCAUUUGGAAAAGUAACAUUGUCUAUGUUUACAUGCACUGACAUUGUCAUGUUCACGUCAUAGUGUUCAGAUUGGUGCAGGAGGUUUGAUUCCCUGUAACUGAGCCUGCCUAGCUCCAUUAAUAAAACAGUUACCUGCAGAAAACAGCAAAAAUAAAAGCAAUGUCCAGUA
Molecule: messenger RNA, 9644 nt
Organism: Cheilinus undulatus (humphead wrasse)
Lineage: Eukaryota; Metazoa; Chordata; Actinopteri; Labriformes; Labridae
Gene: thrb
Product: thyroid hormone receptor beta
Exons: 11
Coding region: 526-1713 (395 amino acids)
Biological process (GO): positive regulation of transcription by RNA polymerase II; negative regulation of transcription by RNA polymerase II; cell differentiation
Molecular function (GO): zinc ion binding; nuclear receptor activity; RNA polymerase II cis-regulatory region sequence-specific DNA binding
Source: RefSeq, a predicted model, not a curated record